AUGGAACAGACACUGAGCAAGAUACGACCGCACACGAAUUCGUCGCUGGCUCACCAAAAGGCGCCGGCGACGCUUCUGAGAGCACUCGAGGCUACGCUGGACGAGCAGAAGAUCGAGCGGACGCCGACUGCAUACUUUGCGGCGCUGUUGACGACUUUGGACGGUACACUGCAGAAAGAAAAGGACUUGGGUCUCUCGCUCGGCGAAGGUGAUGUACUCCCAGCAGAAUUGUAUCUUUUGUCGCUCGUCGUACCCUUCGUCCAAUCGCCCGUAAUUUGCUCCCACCUCAACACCUUGCUCUCCCUCACUGCCCCGCUUUUUCCACACCUUGUACCGCAUGCACCUGCCCUGCGUUCGCAAAUAACGAUAUACGGUGCCGUCGUCUUAGCGCUGGACCGAGCGCACCUCGAGAACCCAACCAUCAAGCAGUCAUUUGCGUCCCUUCUAUACUUGUGCCUCGAUCCGCGCCCGAAGGUCCGCAAAAAGGCCGCGGAAGUCGUCAAGGACAUUCUUGACAACCCGCCCGUCCCGCUAGCUAUCCAUCCGUACGCAGAGCGCGUCGCAGAAUGGGUUCAGAACACAUUGGCAGAGGUAAACUCUGGCGCACCGCAGAAAUUCAAAGGCAAAAAGGACGACUCGGAUGUUGCCGAGACCGCUAUUCACCUACUCGCCUUUCUACGCCCCGUCCUCCUCAAGCUGCCCCCCUCCUCCUUUCCCCCCAUCGCAUCCGCCCUCCUCUCCCUUCCCCGCCUCGCCAACCCGUACCUCUCGAACAGCGCAUACACCCUGCUCUCCUCCCUCCUCGCCACCCCCGACAUCGCCGACCAAACUUCGUCUAUUUUGCACGCCAUCAUCACCAACCCGCCGCUCAAGUCCGACACGACCCUCGCGCCGGCAUGGGUGCGUGUCCUCGGGCACGCCAUGCUCGCCUACCACGCCUCCGACGCCCAGGCGUGCGCAGGCGAGCUCCCGCGCGUGUGGAAGGUCGUGUGGACGUUCCUCGAGUCGGCUGACGGGCCUACGAGGGCGGCGGCGGCGGAGAGCCUGCACCUCCUCGCGCAGUGCUUCACGCCGUCUCUAAUUGCCGCCGCGGUCGAGGACCCCAAGGCCCCCGUAGCGAAGAUCGUGCACGACGCGCGCAAAGGCCUCGACGCUCUAGCGUUCGCGCGAGCCAUCCCCGAAGUCCUCGCGGUGAACUCGGCGCUCUUCGAUAACCUGCGCUUCCGCCCGGGCGGGUCGAGAACGGCGCCGACCGCUGCACAGACGCUCAUGCUCCCGACCUCGCAGAAGAUCGCGGAGCUACGCGUCGCAAAGGGCUUCGAGUUCAAGGAGGCGGCGGACGCGGCGCUGGGCGCGGCGAUGAGCGUGCUCGGCGCGCACGUCCUUCUCGAGGCCAUCCCGCUCAACAUCGAGCCUGCAGACCGACAAGCAGGCCGCGAGCCGCGCGCGUUCCUCCUGCCGCUGCUCGCGCACCCGCACCCAUCGCCGCUGGCCCACUUCGUCGCGUACUUUGUUCCCCUCAGCGAGCGCAUGUUCGACUACCAGCAACGCGCGGAGGGCGAGGGGCGCGCAGCGGAGGCGAAGCUCUGGAGCGUGCUUGUCGCGCAGGUGUGGGCCGGGCUCGUCGGGUACUGCUGGGGCACUGUGGACCUCCGCGAGAGCUUCACCCCGCAGUUCGCGCAGCUCCUUUCGCAGGUGUUGUACACGCAGCCCGAGCUGCGCGCCGCGGUCCUGCGAGCCCUGAAGGUGAUCAUCGACUCGAACGUCGCGCUCGCCACCGAGCGGGGCAGCGAGGCGCGACAGAAACUCCCCGCAUCUGUGGACGCAGACCGUAUCCCGCCCGAAGACGCGCAGGCGAACGUGGCUUAUCUGAAGACGCAGGUGGAGAGCUGGCUUGCGGUGCUGUUCAACUUGUUCUCGACGGCCGAUGACAGGAACAGUGUGGGCGAGGUCAUCGCUGCUUGGGCCGCGCUCGCUGACAGCAAGGAAGUAACGAAGGCCUAUGCCAAAGUGCUCGACUUGUUUAAGCGGCACGUCGCCAGCACAGACGAGGGCAGCGGCGGCGUGACAGCCACUACGCAGGACCUGCUCGUCAUCCUUCUCCCGUACCUCAGUGCGCAGGACGCGUCGGCGCUCUUCGACUUCUGCCUGAGCGAGCAGGUGCUCGCGCACCGGGACAACGCGGUGCAGAAGCGCGCGUACAAGAUCCUCGUGAAGCUCGCGGAGAGCGGACAGGCGGAGGUGAGAGCGGAAGAGGUGCUCGGCCGCCUACAGGCGGUCUUGGACAAGCUUGGCGCGGCGGGAAAGAAGGAGCGCUUCCAUCUUCUUUCCGUCGUGGUCGAGAGGAUCCCGGCCAACGCGCUGCACCUGAUACCCUCGCUGAUACCAGAGGCGGUGCUCGGGACGAAGGAGCCCUCGGAGAAGGCGCGCGGGGCGGCGUUCGACCUCGUGGUGGCCAUGGGCAAAAAGAUGCAGGAGGGGGGUACGGUUAAGCGGGAUAUGGUGGAUGGAAUGGAUGAGGAUGCUAGUGGCGAAGUUGCUGCGAGUAUUGAGGAGUACAUGACUAUGGUUGCGGGAGGUCUCGCUGGGGCGAGCCCGCAUAUGGUCAGCGCUACCGUCACUGCCAUCUCAAGACUAGUAUUCGAGUUCAAAGACUGGAUUUCACUUAAAAUGCACGACGAGAUAUUCUCGACAUUGCUCGUAUUCCUUUCCUCCGCCAACCGUGAAAUCGUCAAGUCGACUCUCGGUUACGUCAAGCUCGCCAUCCACACGCUCCCGACGGAUCUCAUUCGCCCGCAACUCCCGGACCUCGUCAAGGCCCUGCUUGGCUGGUCUCACCAGCAUAAUAACCACUUCAAGCUCAAGGUACGACACAUCUUCGAGCGGAUGAUACGUAGGUUUGGGUGGGAGCACGUAUACGCGUGUGCGCAGGAAGAGGAUGGGAGGAAGGUGCUGCUCAACAUCAAGAAACGCAAGGACAGGGCGAAGAGAAAGAAGGCCAUGACCGGGGACGCAGAAGAUGACGAAACGGGUGUUGCAGCGAAACCUGCAGCCGGCGACGCGUUCGAGGAUGUCCUGUAUGGCAGCGAGAGCGAGCUGGCAUCGUCGGAUGAAGAAGGCCCUUCUCAGCCCGCGAAACAAAAGAAGAAAGGUAAUAAAGGCGGCGCACGGCUACGUCUCGACGGUAAUGAGCCCAUGGAUCUCUUGGAGGGUGCUGCAUCACGCAUUGCUAGUGAGUCAUCUUCACGAAAUCUUGACGGCCGAAGGCGUAAACCUGGAAAGGACGCCGAUCGCUUCAAGACAAACGACGAUACGGGCAAGAUGGUCAUCGACGAGGAGAGUGAUUCUGAUGCCGCCCCGGCGGCUGAAGACGUUGUCGGCACUGCGUACCGAGAAAGCAUGACGUCCGCUGACGGAUUCACCCGCGGUCCCAACGGGCGUAUGAAAGCGAACAAGGACACAAAGAAAAGAAGAAGAGAGAAUGCCGAAGCGGACCAGGACGUCGAGAUGGAGGACGUCGCGGCCGCUCCAGAAGGGAAAAAGGGCAGCAAGCAACGGAAAACUGAAGCAAAGCUUGGACACGAGUUCAAAGCCAAGAGGGCCGGGGGCGAUGUCAAGAAAGGCGGAGUCGACCCCUACGCAUACUUACCACUGUCUCAAGCCGCGAAGAAGUCUGGUCGGGGACGUAAUAAGAUUGGCAUUGCUGGUAAACGUUGA
Gloeophyllum trabeum ATCC 11539 is the source of this 3717-nucleotide messenger RNA. RefSeq lists its product as uncharacterized. Lineage: Eukaryota; Fungi; Basidiomycota; Agaricomycetes; Gloeophyllales; Gloeophyllaceae. The record is from RefSeq and is a predicted model, not a curated record. The transcript has 10 exons. The coding region runs from base 1 to 3717 and encodes 1238 amino acids.